Molecule: messenger RNA, 2636 nt
Organism: Gymnogyps californianus (California condor)
Lineage: Eukaryota; Metazoa; Chordata; Aves; Accipitriformes; Cathartidae
Product: butyrophilin subfamily 1 member A1-like
Exons: 11
Coding region: 270-1724 (484 amino acids)
Molecular function (GO): protein binding
Source: RefSeq, a predicted model, not a curated record
GCCAGAAGAGCAUUUCCAGACAAAAGCAUUGCCAAAAAACCCCUAAGUCACUCAGCAACUUUCAUUUUUGAGCGGAGGCAGCGCAGGAGGAAACUGAUAGCAGGCUGGGACGCAGAGUGACGUUUUUAUUUGUUUCUUGGACAGGGAAAAGCUUAGCUCGAAUCGGGAUGACCCCUCUGGAUGCACCGGGUGACGGCUGAGUAGCUCCUGCCCCAGCCCAGAGCCCAGGAAGGAGCUUGGGGCCUCCAGGUUGUGCUCCAGCGAAGAGGAUGCUCUCCGGUUUCCACCUCCGCUGCUCUCUGCCGGCUUUUAUCAUUUAUGGUUUAGUUCUCCAAGUUCACAAGCUGCAGUCAGCUCCGCUCACUGUGAUGGGACCCCCCGGCCCCAUCACCGUGGCCAUGGGCAAGGACGUGGUGUUGCCCUGCCGCUUCUCCCCAGAGCGGAGCACACAGGACAUGGAGGUGAUCUGGUUUCGGGAACAAUUCUCGCCCUUUGUGCAUCGCUACAAGGACGGCCAGGACCAGUUCGGGGAGCAGAUGCAUCAAUACCAAGGGCGCACCGAGCUGUGGAAGGACGGCCUCGCCAAGGGCAGUGUGGACUUGACAAUUUUGCAUGUCCAACUGUCUGAUGGAGGGAAUUACACCUGCUUUGUUCGCCAUGACUCAAGUUAUGAUGAGGCUGUGGUGGAGCUGAAGGUGACAGCCACCGGCUCUGCCCCGCUCAUCACGCUGGAGCGCUACCAGGACGGGGGGAUCCGGGUGGCCUGUCACUCGGCCGGCUGGUACCCGCAGCCCCAGGUGCUGUGGCAAGAUCCCCACGGGCGGCAUUUCCCAUCCCUCUCCAAAAAAGUGACCCAGGACGCGAGCGGACUCUUUGCAGUGGAAAGCAGCAUAAUCCUCACCAGGGGCGUGAACGAGAAACUCUCCUGCUCGGUCCAACAUGCCCUGCGCAGCCAAGAACGGACGUCAGCUUUUUACAUAUCAGAUCCCUUUUUCCAAAACGCCCAUCCUUGGAUGAUCGCCCUGGGCGUGGUCCUGGCUGCUGUGGUCGCUCUCCUCAUUAUCGCUGCCUAUCUAUUGAAAAUUAAAGGAACGCAUGAGAAAAAAAUAGCGACGCACGAGGCAGCACUGCGGGACCGUGAUGCAGAAAUUGAGAAGCAAGCUGAAGAACUGGCAUGGAGAAGAUAUGCAGCGCCUAUAAAAGAAGUGAAGGUGGUUCUGGAUUCAGACACAGCCCACAGCGCCCUUGUCCUGUCUGGCGACUGCAAAAGUGUGAGACGAGAAGACAUGUGGCAGAACGUCCUCGACAUCCCUGAGAGAUUUAGCCUGUGGCGCUGCGUGCUGGGCUGUGAUGGCUUCACCUCAGGGAGAUACUACUGGGAGGUGGAGGUGGUGGAUGCUGGAGGAUGGACUGUGGGCGUCUCUAGAGAAGAUGUGAAAAGGAAGGACGAUAUUGAGUUUAAACCGGAGGCGGGCAUCUGGGCAGUGGGGCAGUGGGCAGGGCAAUUCCAAGCUUUCACGUCCCCUAAUCGCACUCUUCUUCCUGAAAUCCAGGCUCCCAAGCGGAUCCGGGUCUCUCUGGAUUAUGGAGAGGGACGGGUGGCAUUUUUCAGUGUUGACGAGGAGAUUCCCAUCUUCACGUUUCCACUGGUGUCAUUCGAGGGGGUAAAAGUCUACCCUUGGUUCUGGCUGGGUCCUGGGACGUGGCUCAAAACGUGGCCCUGAUGAAGAGGAGGGAGUAAGAGAAGGCUUUUUUAGGGGACCUCGGGAGUUCAGACUCACAGAAGGAUUUAGGUUGGAAGGAACUUGUGGAGGUUUCUGUUGCAACCACCUGCUCACAGCAGGGCUAACCUCAAAGCUGCCUUAGGUGUCUUUGGACCUUGUGCAGCUGAAUUGUGUAGGAUCUGCAAGGGUGGAGAUCUCGUUACCUCUCUGUACCUCUGUCCUGGUUCUGCACCUCUCUCAAGGGGAAGAAUUAACCCUUUAUGUUUGGUCAGAGUUUCCCCAACUUUAACUCGUGACUGUUGCCUUUCAUCCUUGCUCUCCACCUGUUGAACAACACUUCCACUGAAAAGACACUCCCACAACAGGGAUCGCUUUUUAAAUGUACAGAAUGAAGUUACUUCAGCGGGAUUUGUCUGUAUGUGUGUGUCCUGGUUUCAGCUGAGAUGAUAGAGUUAAUUUUCGUCUUAGUAGCUGGUUGUCCUGGUUUCGGCUGGGACAGAGUUAAUUUUCUUCUUAGUAGCUGGUACAGUGCUGUGUUUUGGAUUUAGUGUGAGAAUGAUGUUGAUAACACUCCGAUGUUUUAGUUGUUGCUAAGUAGCGCUUAUCUUCAGCCAAGGACUUUUCACUUUCCCAUGCUCUGCCAGCAAGCAGGUGUGCAAGAAGCUGGGAGGGAGCAGAGCCGGGGCAGCUGACCUGAACUAGCCAAAGGGCUAUUCCAUACCAUGGAACGUCAUGCCCAGUAUAUAAACAGGGGGAGCUGGCCGGGCGGCGCGGAUCGUGGCUCGGGAACUAACUGGGCAUCGGUCAGCGGGUGGUGAGCAAUUGCAUUGUGCAUCACUGGUGGUUUUUUUUUUGUUUGUUUGUUUGGUUUUUUCCCUUCCUCCCCUCCUUUUUUGUUAUAUUCCUUUUCAU